UAAAGAAAAAGAAAAGGAAAACAAAGUACAUUUCUCUACCUUAAGGCACAGUCAUAAAUACAGAGGGUUUUCAGAACUACCUCAGAGAAGAUGUUUAAAUCGCUGACAAAAGUCAACAAGGUAAAGCCUAUAGGAGAGAACAAUGAGAAUGAACAAAGUUCUCAUCAGAAUGAACAAGACUCUCAUCCAAGUAAUCAGUCUCAGCAAACCACAGCACAGGAAGAAAACAAAGGUGAAGAGAAAUCUCUCAAAACCAACUCGACUCCAGUCAUGUCUGAAGAGCCACACACCAACAUACAAGACAAACUCUCCAAGAAAAAUUCCUCUGGAGAUCUGACCACAAACCCUGACCCUCAAACUGCAGCAGAACCAACCGGAACAGUGCCAGAGCAGAAGGAAAUGGACCCCGAGAAAGAAGGUCCAAACAGUUGACCCUAGGACAACAAGAAUUUGAACUGUGGUAACACUUAUCCCUGGAUUUUCUUCCUUCUCUGACAUCCGUGAGACAGUAACAUGAUCUCUCCUCUUCUUGCUCCUCCUCAGCCUACUCAACAUGAGGACAACAGGACGUAGA
Mandrillus leucophaeus (drill) is the source of this 574-nucleotide messenger RNA. Its product is annotated as cyclic nucleotide-gated cation channel beta-3-like. The coding region runs from base 91 to 432 and encodes 113 amino acids. NCBI's taxonomy places the organism in Eukaryota, Metazoa, Chordata, Mammalia, Primates, Cercopithecidae. The transcript is spliced from 4 exons. The record is from RefSeq and is a predicted model, not a curated record.